This is a messenger RNA of Punica granatum (pomegranate), 948 nucleotides long. Lineage: Eukaryota; Viridiplantae; Streptophyta; Magnoliopsida; Myrtales; Lythraceae. The record is from RefSeq and is a predicted model, not a curated record.
UGUCCAUCCUCGAUACUUCCGCUCAUCCACUAAAAGCAAGCGAAGAAAAAACUGACACUGCCCCGCCAUUAUACUCAAGUCCACAUCUCAAGCCUCUUCACUCUCGGCCACAUCACUCAGGCCGGCCACCAACGCACCAGCAGCGACCAUGAUGGUGAAGGACUUCACCUGUGAGAUUGUGGCACCCAUAACGGUGACGGACUUCACCAGUGAGAUUGCCACGGAGCUUAUAAAGGUCCUAGCAGAGAUCGUUAGAAAGUCGCUCGUCCACAGAUCGAGCGCGAAGCAGCUCAAAGUCACCAUAGAGGAGCUCUACCGUCUCUUCCAACAGAUCAAGUACUCCGGCGUCGAGCUCCCGGCACCUCGGCAGCUCCAGCUGGGCCGUGUCUCUGAGGACCUGAAAAAGGGCAUGGAGCUCUGUCAAAAGAUCAAGAGCUUGAGCAGGUGGAACGCGUACAAGAACCUUCAGUACGCUAGGAAGUUGGAGAAGAUAGAGAAGUCGAUCACGAGGUUCAUUCAAGGCCCGAUGCAGCUGCACAUGUGGGCGGAUAUCCACAAGCUGAGCUUCAGCUCGAUGGAGAGGUUUGACCGGAUGGACGGCUCGAUGAUGAGGCUGGAGCAGCAGGUCACAGGGAUGAGGAUCGACACUGGCGGUAGCUAGCCGGUCCAGCGGGCCGUUAACUUCCAGGAGCAGUCCAUGCCAGAGAAGGCAGCCUAGGUGGCAGCCCCCCCCCCCUCCGGACCGAACAUCAGUUACGGAUUUGAAGUUGGGAAUAAGGAAGGUUGAAGGGGAUGCAGAGGAAGGAUCGUUGCUUUCUGAUCUAAAAUGUUAACCGUAUUCCAUUACGCAAUGUUACUUUCGGGGGAUGUCGAUGAAGGAUUAUUGUUGCCGACUGUUUUAAAACGUUAAUCGUCUAUCAAACUAUAUAUGAUUGCCCUUUUAAUGUC